CUUAGCAUAGUGUUGGACUUGCUCUUAGCAGUUAAACCUCAAUACUGGAAUAAUUUUAUUAUUUAUAUCACAUUUACAAGGUCAUCCACAAAGACACAAGUUACAGAGCAUCUUUGUUAUUCUCACUCUUCACUCUCAGUAGAAAAAUGGCUGAAUCUGAAGCUACACCUGUUGUUCCGAGUAGCGAGUUGUUGGAAUGGCCAAAGAAGGAUAAGCGCAGGUUCUUACAUGCUGUGUAUCGCGUUGGUGAUCUUGAUCGGACAAUCAAGUUCUAUACUGAAGGUUUUGGAAUGAAGCUUUUGAGAAAGAGAGAUAUUCCAGAAGAGAAGUACUCGAAUGCCUUUCUUGGGUUUGGUCCAGAGGAAUCUCAGUUUGUGGUGGAGCUAACUUAUAACUAUGGAGUGGAUAAGUACGACAUCGGAACAGGCUUCGGACAUUUUGCUAUUGCAACUCCAGAUGUGUACAAAUUUGUGGAGAAUGCAAGAGCCAAGGGUGGAAAUGUGUCGAGGGAGCCUGGUCCUGUCAAAGGUGGAUCAAGUAUCAUUGCUUUUGUCAAAGAUCCUGAUGGCUAUGCUUUUGAAAUCAUUCAAAGAGCUUCUACUCCUGAACCAUUGUGUCAAGUCAUGCUUCGUGUUGGUGACCUAGACCGGUCUAUCAAUUUUUACGAAAAGGCUUUGGGAAUGAAAAUGUUAAGGAAGAUUGAUAGACCGGAGCAGAAGUACACCUUGGCCAUGAUGGGUUAUGCUGAUGAAUAUGAGACAACUGUUCUGGAGUUGACAUAUAACUAUGGAGUGACAGAAUAUACUAAAGGAAAUGCAUAUGCGCAAGUUGCAAUCAGUACCGAAGAUGUUUACAAAAGUGGAGAGGUUGUCAACCAUGUUACCCAAGAGCUUGGAGGGAAGAUUACUAGGCAGGCAGGACCAGUCCCUGGGAUUGGUACUAAGAUUGUGGCUUUGUUGGAUCCAGAUGGUUGGAAGACGGUCCUGGUCGACAAUGAGGAUUUUCUCAAGGAACUAAAGUAAAAAAGAGUACCUGAUGUUAUAGAGAAGUGUUUGUGUGCUAUCUUGAACCAAUACUAGGCAAACUAUAGCUAGUAUUAUGAAUAAAUUUCCUGGUGCCUUGUAUGGGCAUUCAGAAUCCGGAUGUUGUGGUUGAUAAUUAGCUAUCUAUGCAAAGGCAAUCUUGGGUA
Molecule: messenger RNA, 1189 nt
Organism: Daucus carota subsp. sativus
Lineage: Eukaryota; Viridiplantae; Streptophyta; Magnoliopsida; Apiales; Apiaceae
Product: lactoylglutathione lyase GLX1
Exons: 9
Coding region: 147-1022 (291 amino acids)
Cellular component (GO): cytoplasm
Molecular function (GO): metal ion binding; lactoylglutathione lyase activity
Source: RefSeq, a predicted model, not a curated record